This is a messenger RNA of Menidia menidia (Atlantic silverside), 1827 nucleotides long. Lineage: Eukaryota; Metazoa; Chordata; Actinopteri; Atheriniformes; Atherinopsidae. The record is from the annotation of a GenBank genome assembly.
ACCCUCCUUCAGAGGGAUUACAGCUUCCUGAGAGACAUCAACAUCUGGCAUCCCUUUGUCACCGUGGGGGUCUAUUCCUCCACGCUCUCCGCCGCUAUGAGCAACCUGAUCGGAGCCUCCCGGAUCCUGUACGCCCUGGCCAGGGAUGACCUAUUCGGGAAGGUGCUGUCUCCAGCCAAGAGGACGUCCCACAGUGGCAACCCCUGGGUCUCUGUGCUCAUCUCCUGGUUUGUUGUGCAGCUGGUGCUGUUUGCGGGAAAGCUCAACACCAUCGCCAGUAUCGUGACCAUCUUCUUCCUGCUGGUCUACGCCGCCGUGGACCUGGCCUGCCUCGCCCUGGAGUGGGCCUCCGCACCUAAUUUCAGGCCCACCUUUCGCUAUUUUACCUGGCAUACGUGUGUUUUGGGCAUCAUCGGUUGUGCUGUCAUGAUGUUCCUCAUCAACGCCAUCUACGCCUCGGCCAGCAUCGCCUUCAUGCUGCUCCUGCUGCUGUUGAUUCACUACCUCAGCCCCACCUCCAGCUGGGGAUACAUCAGCCAGGCUCUCAUUUUCCACCAGGUGCGUAAAUACUUGCUGAUGCUGGACGUAAGGAAGGACCACGUCAAGUUCUGGAGGCCCCAGGUCCUUCUGAUGGUCUCCAACCCUCGCAGCAAUGUGGGCCUCAUCACCUUCAUCAACGACAUCAAGAAGAGCGGCCUCUACGUGCUGGGACACGUCCAGCUUGGAGACCUUGACACUUUACCGUCGGACCCCCUGCAGGCCCAGUACGACUCGUGGCUGUCCCUGGUGGACCAUCUAAAUAUCAAAGCCUUUGUCAACUUGACACUUGCGGAUUCUGUUCGUCAUGGCGUCCAGCAUCUUCUCUUCAUUUCAGGACUGGGUGGGAUGCGUCCCAACACCUUGGUGCUUGGCUUCUAUGAUGACUGUCUUCCAAAGGACAACCUGAUUGAUCCCUACAUGUCCUUCAGCCAGUCCGCAGAUCCUCUGAGCCCCCCCGGGCAAAUGGAGCAACCCGUUCCUUUCCACUUUGCCUCUCUCCGGGGGUCCUGCGACAGACAGGACUACGGCGAGUCCGGGGACGGGAAGGUUCUCGGGCCCCAGGAGUACGUGGCGAUCAUCGCCGACGCCAUGAAGAUGCUGAAGAACGUGGUCCUGGCCCGGCACUUCCAGGACUUCGACCGGGCCCAGGUCCUCUCGCCGCCCUCCUCCUCGCCGGGGAAGGGCGCCGUGUUCGUGGACGUGUGGCCCGUCAACCUCCUGCGGCCCGACAGCUGCAGCUACGUGGACACCUGCUCCCUGUUCCUGCUGCAGCUGGCGUGCAUCCUCAACAUGGUGCGGGCCUGGCGCAAGGCCACCCUGCGCCUGUUCCUGUGCGUGGAGGAGGGGCGCAGCGUCAGGGGCUCGGAGCAGAAGCUGGGCCAGCUGCUGAGGGACCUGCGGAUCAAAGCCUACGUCUACCCCGUGCCCUGGGACCAGGUGGUGGCCUUGCACUGGCAGCGCCAAGGCAGCUGGAGCAAGAAGCAGCAGGAUCCGGACGCCACGGCGACGAGGGCUGAGGAGGAGGAGGAGGAGGAGAACGAGGACGACUACGUCAACAGCUUUCCGAGCAACGCCACCCGCCUGUCGGACGACUACCUGUCAGCCGUCAACAAGCUGGUCCUGGACCAGGCCCGGCCGCCCCCGGCCGUCCGCUUCCUGUACCUGCCGCGGCCCCCCGCAGACACCCGCCGCUACACCUCCUACCUGCAUCAGCUGGAGCUGCUGACUCAGGGCAUGGGCCCCACACUCCUCAUUCACGGCGUGACGCCCGUCAUCACCACGGACCUC